Aureobasidium melanogenum CBS 110374 is the source of this 1137-nucleotide messenger RNA. RefSeq names its product DUF171-domain-containing protein. The transcript has 3 exons. Bases 1 to 1137 code for a protein of 378 amino acids. The record is from RefSeq and is a predicted model, not a curated record. Lineage: Eukaryota; Fungi; Ascomycota; Dothideomycetes; Dothideales; Saccotheciaceae.
AUGUCUGGACAUCAGAACAAGAAGAGAAAGCAGGACUUUCGAGAGCCUCAACACCAACAUCAGAAUGCCGAGGAGAUGGUCGAUACUUCGAGGCCGUCAGCGGUUUUCACACCUACAGGUGGUCGUCAACACACAUUAAGUAUUGCGCUGCCUGGCAGUGUGAUCGCAAAUGCCCAAUCACAUGAUCUCAAAACAAUCAUGGCUGCACAGGUGGCGCGAGCAUGCGCUGUCUUUCAGGUCGAUGAAAUUGUCGUUUUCAAUGACGGCCAAUCACAAACUGGAGCUCGCCCUCGAAAAGGUUUCGAAGGAGAUGGCUACACGGGCUACUCUGAUCCUGAUGAUUUCCUCUACCAUGUCCUCAGCUACCUGGAAACACCCCCACAUCUGAGGAAGACGCUCUUCCCCAUGCACCCUAACCUUCGAACCGCUGGAGCCAUGCCGAGUUUGGACAUGCCACAUCACCUGCGCGCAAAUGAAUGGUGUCAGUAUCGCGAAGGAGUAACAAUGGGCGCGGAUGCAGCAUUCGCAGAGCCUCAAAGCAAGCGCAGCAAGGGCUACGCCGUCUCGACUCUAGUUGAUUGCGGCCUGCCUGUGAAAACGCGCGUGCCAGUCGCAGUACCUCCUGGGUCCCGUGUCACGCUCAAAUUUGAUUCUGCCGAAGAGCCCCAGAUGGACGGCUAUACUCCCUUAGAUGCCGAAGCCGUGUCACCAGAUACACCGAGAGAGGAUGCCGGCUACUACUGGGGGUACUCAACAAGGAUGGCGUCGUCCCUUUCAGCCGUAUUUACGGAGUGCCCCUAUGAUGGCGGCUACGAUAUUAGCUUCGGUACAUCCGAGCGAGGUGUGGAUCUGACAUCUCUUCUCGGCGCAUCAGACAAUAGCUCUGAAGUACCACCAAUUCCGAGCCAAUGGAGGCAUAUGGUGGUUGUAUUCGGCGGCGUUGCAGGUCUUGAGGUUGCCUUGAAGGCGGACAAGAAUCUAACAUCCAAGGGCGUCACGGAGGCCAAAGACGUAUUCGACUAUUGGGUCAAUCUCGUGCCUCAGCAAGGAAGCAGAACAAUUCGCACAGAAGAGGCGGUCUGGCUCGGAUUGAUGGGCUUGCGCACUAUCGUACAGGACCGACAAGAAGCGACAUGA